CAGAAAAACACGUCAGCUUUUCACAGCCAUUCGGAAAAGAACACGUCAGCAGAAAGGAAAACCAGUUGGUAGUGGGUCGAUAUUGCAAGGUGGAUGAGAAAAUUGCGUGAGACGGAGCAAGAAAAGCCCGAGUCGGAGGCGAUGAAGAGGUCCAAACCCGCAGAGCGUCCCAGAAGCGCAGUCGAAGCACAAGAGACGACAACCUAAGAUAAACAAGUUAACAAGUUCAAGUUAAAUCACGGAUAAGCCAUGCAAAUCUAAAAGUGCAGAGGCAGCAGUUUAUCAUUUAGCCCCCAAUCAGUUAUUACCAUGGCCCCCACAGCGAGUACAGUGCUCAUUGCCGUGCCGCGGACAGCAAUCACAUCGAAUAGUCUGCCCAAGCUGAGGCCCGCCCCCUUGACGGCGGCGCUGCUAAAGGCGGCGGCCACGCCCUCCGCCUCGCCGACGCCCUCGAGCUCGGGCUACGCAUCCUCGUCCAACAUGGAGGACGACAGCCCGGCCGCCUCGGCGCCCAAGGCCAAGAAGCGUCGCCUGGACCAUCUCACCUGGGAGGAGAAAGUGCAGAGAAAGAAGCUAAAGAACCGCGUGGCCGCCCAGACAUCGCGCGACCGCAAGAAGGCGCGCAUGGAGGAGAUGGACUACGAGAUCAAGGAGCUCACAGACAAGACGGAGAUACUACAGAACAAGUGCGACAGCCUGCAAGCCAUCAACGAGUCGCUGCUGGCCAAGAACCACAAGCUGGACUCGGAGCUGGAGCUGCUGCGCCAGGAACUCGCCGAACUAAAAGAACAGCAGCAGCAAAACACCCGGAAUAUCAACAGCAGCAUCAGCAUCAGCCAAUCCAACGCCUGCGCAGGCGCUGAGGGCUGUGCGUCCACACACCUUGGAUGCAGCAUCCAAAGCUGACCCUCUGCCGCAGGGUACACAACAGGUGGACACACAGUCGUCAGCGCGUCCGCUGGCGGAGCAGCUGAGGAGCAGCAAGAGCCUGGCCUCUCUCUGGAAGGUUGUGGCCCUCUGCCUACUCUACAAGACCUGCUUGGCGACGUCGACGAGGAGUUCGACGUCCGGCGGCUCGAGGAGCUGGCCGAAAGUCUGCUCGCAGAUAUCACCACAGACCUGGAGGCAGGCGCUGGAGCGGGCUGCCCAGCUGCUGCCCAAGAUGCAGGCGACGCAGAGCGACUGCCUGGACCAGUGGUGGGGUCCGCAGCAGAGUGCCUGGAAUCCGACGGGCAUAGAAGUGAUGGCGUGAAGGAGGAGACGGAACAGGAUGAGCACACAAUCAGCCUGAAUGUGCAGGUGUUGGAGAUGAAUGGAAACCCACAGACAGCAGCGCCUCCCUCGACGACAGCCACCAUCAAGGCGACAGCGGCCGCCUCCCUGCUACAGGCCACCCCCGAUACAGUGUAUGGCACGUACGAUGCCAAGACAAACUCGAUCACCAUCGUCAUGGACGGCGAUGCGGUGCCGGUGAACGAGGCCGUGGAGGAGAUCUACUGCGACGGCGUUUCCGCUGGCGACGACGCGACGGACGUGAUCAUGAAGUGUCCGCCGCCAGCGACGUCGCCGUCACAGGUCUACCUCAAUGUGGUGAACGCCGGCGACGACUCGGACGACGACGAGAGCAGCAGCUUCGAUCCCAUCGAGCGCUUCCUGCGUCCGCGCGUCAAGGCGAUCUCCCCGCUGGCCAAAUCCCCCGCCUUGUCCCUCCACUCGGCCACCUCGGACCACGGAUACGAGUCCAUCCUGGGCUCGCCCAUGUCCACGGCCCUCACUCUGCCCACGGACGAGGAGGACUUCCCGUGGGAGAGCAACUUCGACGAGCUGUUCCCCAGUUUGAUCUAAGUUAUGUCUCUCUUGUAUCGUUAAGUUUGGCUGGCCGCCGCUUUUGCUUAAGUGUCUUAGUUGAUAGGCUGUAAAUAAGUUCUUAGUCGAAGGCUUUAUAAAUGAUAUUGUAGUUCGAGGCGCUAAGCUUAGCUGUAGGUUUCCAUUUAUGUUUAACAAUCUCUAACCACAUAGGCUUACGAUUACUUGUAUUGUGCUCAAAGAAUUUGCGAAAACAUUCGAGAAAAAAAAAGAUAAUAUAUUCAAAAUAUAAACCAAACCAAACCACAA
Molecule: messenger RNA, 2115 nt
Organism: Drosophila takahashii
Lineage: Eukaryota; Metazoa; Arthropoda; Insecta; Diptera; Drosophilidae
Gene: Xbp1
Product: X box binding protein 1
Biological process (GO): regulation of DNA-templated transcription
Cellular component (GO): nucleus
Molecular function (GO): DNA-binding transcription factor activity, RNA polymerase II-specific; RNA polymerase II transcription regulatory region sequence-specific DNA binding
Source: RefSeq, a predicted model, not a curated record